Molecule: messenger RNA, 501 nt
Organism: Symbiodinium natans
Lineage: Eukaryota; Dinophyceae; Suessiales; Symbiodiniaceae
Source: the annotation of a GenBank genome assembly
AUGGCGGCUGUUCAUGAGAUAAAUCGACGGGAGUUUGCCCCGUGGAACUGGGGUUGCGUAGGACCGAGGUCGGAUGGCCGGAAGAAGAUCCACACGACCUACCCGGAUGGCGCGGAGAUGGUCGAGGAGUACGAUGAGAAGACGGAUGUGCUGCUGGUUCGGAAGGUGCGGAAGCCGACAAAGGUGGGGAAGGAGGGGGAGUGGGUCUUCGAGGUGGGCCAGGCAUUAGAAGGCGCCUUCGACCCAUACUCGGACACCCUGCGGGCGUCCUCGAGCAACCCCCUGUUCCUUCGCAAGGACACGCCGGAGCACUUUCAGUGGCGCAUACGCAACCUCCCGUACCCGGCCGACGUGUACAGCGUGUCGGUGGACCAUGACAAGCAGGAGAUUGUGGUCAGGACGUCCAACAAGAAGUACUACAAGAGGCACGAGAAAAUCAGCCGCGUCAGCAACCGUUGCCGCACCAUAGUUCUAAGACCGCAAGCCCAGCCUGCCUGGUAA